GUUGCAGUUGCAAUAACUUUGAAUCCAACCAAAAAUAUAGAAAACAGAAAGGGGGAGACAUUUAUAAACACACUUCAGUUUCAGUGAAAUCUGGUUGAAAGUUAGACCUGGAAAUAAGUUUGCUGGAGACCCUGCAGUAGUUUCAGAAAUUAUUAUAUAGACCUAUAGUGCUUCAAGGAUAAUCAGUUCAUUUGUUAGUAAUGAAAUCCUAAUGUCAAUGAAACACAGUGGGCUCUGUGUUUGCAGUUCUCACAAACACCACAGAAAUCAUUUUGAUAAGUUGUUAUCCUUCAUCUUGAAAUAUUACUACUGUUUUUUUUAAACAUACUGAAGCAAAUAAAAUGAAUGAGGGCCAUUCAAACACAGAAAUGAGGCAAGAAUGAAAUAUUUAACUGAAGAGAAGUGGGGACAAAUGACAGGAGUGGUGAAGAGUGGAGGGAGAUUAAGAAAUGAAGGAAGUCGAAAAGGAAGGAAGGGAAGAAGGAAUUAGGGAAGGAGACACGCAGUUAGGUAGAGCAGGUCACAGCAUCUACGCUAGAGGGCAGCAUCACCACACAAUAAGGGAUCGUAUGUUUAUUAACUGUAGUUGUGGAGAUGAGCAGGCUUCCUUAAGCAUAGGCAUCAGAUGUGACAUUGGGUAACCAGUGGUUAGGUCAUACAUCAUUGUCAUCACUGUGUGGUCCAGGGGGAAAACGAAAGUCUCACUUUGCAUUCUUUAAGGUUUAAACUGGGUCUAAUCACAUUUGAUAAAUGAUUUAAUAAGAAUUCAUCCAAUCCAAAUAGAUGAUUGUAGAUGAUCAUGAUCAAUAAAACGUCAGUUUUGCCGGGUACAAUGGGUUCUUCGUUAAGUGAAGCAUAAACCCUCCUAAACUCAGUCACUCAGCUUUUUAACACCCACUUUUAUUGAGAUUUUCUCACUGUAUGCAUUAGCAUAGCCACGUCAUAGCAAACACCAAUAUUUUAGGGGUAAAAGAAAUAGAUUUGUGUCAAUACAAAAGUCUGCUUUUUCCCUCAACAGUAGUAAUAUUCUAUUCUCUGUUCUCUGUGAAAUGUGCGGCAAUUAAUGCUAAGCUAUGCCAAGCUUUCCUCAGAACAAGAAAAAUCAGCCUGUGAUAUACAUUAGUUUGCACUGGAUAGUAGAUGUGAACCAAAUGAUUAAAUUAACAUUAAGAUGCCUAUCUGGAACAUUCAAACAACUAACUUAAUUUCUAUCUGGUCCUAAACCAUGGAUGUAAAUGAGCAGACUAUCUCUUUACUGUCAGAGAUACAAAGCAGAGACAGAUCUGAUUUGUUGAUCCCAAACUUCACAGAGCUAGAUGACAGUGAAAAGCUUCACAGGAUGUGACACAAACUGAGGGACACAUCAUUAAAACAGCAACACUGAAUGUGACGGAUAAUUAUCUUGACAUAGCCUAUAUAUGGUACAUAUGGAACCCUGUUUUUUUUUAUCUAUUUAUUUAUUUUAUUUAACUUUCGUCAUUUUUUCUUCUCUUCUUAUUAUUGAAUUGCAUUAUUAUCAUUGACGCUGUGGCAAUAUUAUUCACCUUACAUUCUUGCCAGUGAAGCUUAGUGAAUUGAAACCUGAAUAGAUGCAGGAACGUGUGUGUGUGUGUGUGUCUGUGUGUCUGUGUGUAUGUGUGUAUGUGUGUGUGUGUGUGUCUGUGUGUGUGUGUGUCUGUGUGUCUGUGUGUGGAGUGGGGAGCUGGCCAUGGUGCUGAUCUGGACCAGCACUGUGGAAAUGGCACGUUUUCCGUAGCUAGAAACGAAACUAACGAGCCAUCCACUAGACAGCGGUUCUUUGGCUUUAUAUGACACACUUCUGUUUGAAUAUUCGCGCUUUCACGGUUGUAUUAAUAAGGUCUGCCGGUGACGUCGAAGAUAAAGACCCCGCUGCUGUAUCUUGGCUACACGACUUGGCUUCUCCCUGUUUCCCCGCCACACCGUCCCCAGUUGCUCCAGCCCACCGAUGCUGACACACACUCCUCCUCCGGGCGGUGAGCGGGGCUUGAGCACAGGGACUUGAGUGACACAUGCUGCGGUAGUCUGCCCCUCUGUACGGUCCGUGGAUUAGCUAUAUGCUAAUAUCGAUAGGAGAGAGGAGCCAGUGGAGGCUUCCCGAGUCUGAACAGGCUCCUUUGCAGCCAUGGCUGAAGGUGGAGAAGGAGAGGAUGAAAUCCAGUUCCUCAGGACUGAUGAUGAAGUGGUGCUCCAGUGCGUGGCCUGCAUCCAGAAGGAGAAUCGCAAGUUCUGCCUGGCUGCUGAGGGUCUGGGGAACCGGCUGUGUUACCUGGAGCCCACAUCUGAGGCGAAGUAUGUUCCUCCAGACCUGUGCAUCUGCACCUUUGUGCUGGAGCAGUCUCUGUCGGUACGGGCCCUGCAGGAGAUGCUGGCGAAGAGCGGACAGAACAGUGAAGGGGCAGCGCAGAGCGGCGGACACAAGACUCUUCUGUACGGACAUGCCAUCCUCCUGCGGCAUUCCUUCAGCUCUAUGUACCUGGCCUGUUUGAAGACAUCAAGGUCACAGACAGAUAAGCUGUCCUUUGAUGUCGGCCUGCAGGAGGACUCAACAGGUGAGGCCUGUUGGUGGACCAUCCACCCUGCCUCCAAACAGAGAUCGGAAGGAGAGAAAGUGCGCAUCGGUGAUGACCUCAUCCUCGUCAGUGUGUCCUCAGAGCGAUACCUUCACUUAUCCAUCUCCAACGGCAAUAUCCAGGUGGAUGCUUCCUUCAUGCAAACCCUGUGGAAUGUCCAUCCCAUCUGCUCUGGUAGCAACAUAGAGGAAGGCUACCUGCUGGGCGGUCAUGUGAUGCGGUUGUUCCAUGGACACGAUGAGGUAGUGACCAUCCCGGGAUCAGACCAGAGUGAAGAGCAGCAGAGGAUAGUCAACUAUGAGACGGGUAAUGCCGGCGCCAAGGCCAGGUCCUUGUGGAGGCUGGAGCCACUCAGAAUCAGCUGGAGUGGGAGCCACAUCCGCUGGGGCCAGCCUUUCCGACUGCGCCACCUGACCACUGGUCACUACCUGGCCCUGACCGAGGACCGGGGGUUGGUGCUGCAGGACCGAGAGAAGUCCGACACCGUCGCCACAGCCUUCUGCUUCAGAGUCUCUAAGGAGAAGCUGGAGCAGAGCCCCAAGCGGGACAUCGAGGGCAUGGGGGUGGCGGAGAUUAAAUACGGGGACUCACUCUGCUUCAUCACGCACGUGGCCACAGGACUCUGGCUUUCCUAUCAGGCACCUGAUGUCAAAUCUGCCCGUUUGGGUCCCCUCAAGAGACGAGCGUGUCUACAUUCUGAAGGUCACAUGGAUGAUGGGUUGACCCUGCAGCGCUGUCAACACGAAGAGUCCCGCGCAGCACGCAUUAUCCGCAACACCACCCUGCUCUUCAACAGAUUCAUCAGAGACCUAGACUGUCUGGGUCUUAAGAACAGGGCACUGGUCGCCCUGCCUGUCGAGGAGGUGCUCCAAACUCUCAAUGACCUCAUCACCUAUUUCCAGCUCCCUGACGCUGAGCUGGAGCACGAAGAGAGGCAGAUCAAACUGCGCUCGCUCAAGAACCGACAGAAUCUAUUCAAACAGGAAGGCAUGCUGACUCUGGUGUCCAACUGUAUCGACCGUCUGAACGUGUACAACAGUGCAGCCCACUUUGGAGAGUGUGCCGGGUCUGAAGCCGGAGCAGCCUGGAAAGAUAUUCUCAAUCUGCUGUACGAGCUGCUGGCUGCGUUAAUCCGAGGGAACAGGAACAACUGCACGCAGUUCUCCAACAACUUGGACUGGCUGGUGAGCAAGCUGGAGAGACUGGAGUCUUCUUCAGGCAUCCUGGAAGUUCUGCACUGCAUUCUAAUUGAGAGCCCCGAGGCCCUCAACAUCAUCCAGAGAGGACACAUUAAGUCCAUCAUAUCACUGCUCUACAAGCACGGACGCAACCACAAGAUUCUGGAUGUGCUCUGCUCGCUGUGUGUGUGUAAUGGUGUAGCUGUGCGAACCAAUCAGAACCUUAUCUGUGAUCACUUGCUGCCCAAGAGAGAUUUGCUGCUGCAGACCCAGCUGGUCAAUGAUGUGCAAAGUAUGAGACCGAAUAUCUUCCUGGGGGUGAGCGAGGGCUCAGCUCAGUAUAAGAAGUGGUACUAUGAGCUGAUGAUCGACCAGGUGGACCAUUUUGUGACCAGCGAGCCCUCCCACUUGAGAGUGGGCUGGGCCAACGCUAAAGGAUACGCUCCCUACCCUGGAGGAGGAGAGGGCUGGGGGGGCAAUGGAGUUGGAGAUGACCUCUACUCUUAUGGUUUUGAUGGACUCCACCUCUGGUCAGGUCGUAUCCCGCGGGCGGUUGCGUCCAUGAACCAGCACAUCCUGACCUCAGAGGAUGUAGUGAGCUGUUGUCUGGACCUGGGAGCACCCAGCAUCUCUUUCAGGAUCAAUGGACAGCCUGUCCAGGGCAUGUUCGAAAAUUUCAACACAGACGGCCUCUUCUUCCCUGUUGUCAGCUUCUCUGCAGGGGUCAAGGUGCGAUUCCUUUUGGGUGGUCGACACGGCGACUUUAAGUUCCUGCCUCCGUCGAGCUACGCUCCAUGUUAUGAGGCGCUGCUGCCGAAAGAGAAGAUGAAGGUGGAGCCGGUGAAAGAGUACAAGAGGGAUAUGGAGGGAGUCAGAGAUCUGCUGGGCACCACCCAGUUCAUGUCACAGGCCUCCUUCAUCCCCACACCUGUGGAAACCAGCCAGAUUGUGAUGCCACCUCAUUUGGAGAAGGUUCGGGACAAGCUGGCUGAGAACAUUCAUGAACUGUGGGGCAUGAAUAAGAUUGAGCUUGGCUGGUCGUACGGCAAGAUAAGGGAUGAUAAUAAGCGGCAGCAUCCAUGCCUGGUGGAUUUCUCCAAGCUGCCAGAAACAGAAAAGAACUACAAUCUGCAGAUGUCAACAGAAACUCUAAAGACCCUGCUGGCAUUGGGCUGUCGUGUAGUUCACGUGAAUCCAAAUGCUGAGGACUCCCUCAAGAAGAUAAAACUCCCUAAGAACUACAUGAUGUCCAAUGGCUAUAAGCCAUCUCCGCUGGACCUGUCUGACAUAAAACUGACUCCGGGUCAGGAGCUGCUGGUCGACAAACUGGCAGAGAAUGCGCACAAUGUGUGGGCCAAGGACCGUAUCAAACAGGGAUGGACCUAUGGCAUCCAGCAGGAUCUGAAGAGUAAGCGCAACCCUCGCCUGGUUCCUUAUGUUCUGCUGGAUGAGCGCACCAAGAAGUCGAACAGGGACAGCCUCCGGGAGGCUAUCCGCACCCUGAUUGGCUAUGGAUACAACAUUGAGCCCUCGGACCAAGAAGGCGGACAAGUGGCUGAGCGGCUCAGCAUCGACAAGAUCCGCUUCUUCAGAGUAGAGAGGACGUACUCGGUGAAGACCGGGAAAUGGUACUUUGAAUUUGAGUCUGUGACGGGAGGAGACAUGAGAGUGGGCUGGGCCAGGCCUGGAUGUAAGCCAGAUGUGGAACUUGGCACAGAUGAACUGGCUUUCGUCUUUGAUGGAUACAGGGGCCAUUGUCUGAACAUGGGCAGCCGUUUGUUCGGGCGGUGCUGGCAUGCUGGGGACGUGGUGGGCUGUAUGAUCAACAUGGAGGACAAGUCCAUGAUCUUCACCCUUAAUGGAGAGAUCCUCAUCACCACCAAGGGCUCGGAACUCUGCUUCACCGACUUUGAAACUGAGGAUGGAUUCAUCCCAGUGUGCAGUCUCGGCCUGUCUCAGGUGGGUCGGAUGAAUCUGGGGAAAGAUGCGAGCACCUUCAAGUACUACACCAUGUGCGGCCUUCAGGAAGGGUUUGAGCCCUUCGCUGUCAACAUGAACAGAGAGGUCACCAUGUGGUUCAGCAAGCGUCUGCCUACUUUUGUCAACGUGCCGAAGGACCACAACCACAUCGCAGUGACCAGGAUUGACGGCACCGUCGACAGCCCCCCGUGUCUUAAAGUGACCCAUAAGACGUUUGGCACCCAGAACAGUAACGCCGACAUGGUGUUUUGCCGUCUCAGCAUGCCUGUGGAGUUCCACUCCUUCUUCAAGUCCUGUCCAGUUGUGGACAUGAACGGAGUGCAUGAGGAAGACACCCUUAAAGUCAAACACAGGUAUCCAUUGAGAUCUGUGAGGCACAGUGAUGAAAGCAGACGGGUGGACUACAGCAGCAUCACUUCGUACUAUCAUUCAGUGAGGGUUUUCGCGGGUCAGGACCCUGCCGGCGUGUGGGUUGGAUGGGUUACCCCAGACUACCAUUACCAUAGCAACAAUUUCAACCUCAGCAAAAACAGAACGGUGACUGUAACCCUGGGCGAUGAGCGAGGACGAGUCCACGAGAGUGUGAAGAGGAGUAACUGCUACAUGUUGUGGGGUGGUGACGUGACCAGCGCUGCUCACACCUCCAGUCGCAGCAACGUGGACUUGGAGAUUGGCUGUCUGAUAGACCUGGCCACCGGCCUGGUGACAUUCACUGUCAAUGGCAAAGAGAUAUCCACCUCUUACCAGGUGGAACCGAACACCAAGCUUUUCCCUGCUGUGUUUGUGCGACCCACCAGCCCGAACCUCUUCCAGUUUGAGCUGGCUAAAAUAAAGAACGCCAUGCCUCUGUCGUCAGCCAUCUUUAAGAGUGAACAUAAGAACCCGGUGCCACAGUGUCCGCCGCGUCUAGACGUCCAGACCAUCAAUGCAGUGCUGUGGAGCCGCAUGCCCAACACCUUUCUGAAAGUGGAAACAGCCAGGGUCAAUGACAGACACGGCUGGGUGGUGCAGUGCGUGGAGCCCCUGCAGAUGUUGGCUGUACACAUACCUGAGGAGAACAGAUGUGUCGACAUCAUGGAGCUGUCUGAACAGGAGGACAUGAGGAAGUUCCAUUACCACACCCUGAAGCUCUACUGCGCCCUCUGCGCUCUGGGCAACACCCGCGUGGCCCACGCCCUCUGCAGCCACCUCGACCAAUCCCAGCUCUUAUACACCAUCGACAAUCAGUACCUGUCGGGCAUGUUACGCGAGGGCUUCUACAACGUUCUGAUCAGCAUCCACCUGGAGACUGCAAAGGAGGCGCGGCUCAUGAUGAAAGACGAGUUCAUCAUCCCCGUCACGGCCGAGACACGCUCCAUCCGUCUCUUUAACGACGCUUCCAAAAAGCACCUCCCGCCAGGGGUGGGGCUCAGCACCUCGCUCAAACCACGCCUCAACUUUGCUCCGCUCUGUUUCAUCAGCAACAAACGGGAGCAAUAUCUGUACAGUCCCCAAAUCCCGCUGGAUUCACUGAAGGAGAAAGCGAUUUUGAUGUUGACGGAAGCCGUUCAAGGUGGAGGGCACCACAUCCGAGAUCCUGUGGGAGGAGGUGUGGAGUACCAGUUUGUGCCGAUCCUGAAGCUCAUCAGCACCUUACUGACUAUGGGUGUAUUAGGGAGUGAGGAUGUUCACAAGAUCCUACUGCUCAUCGACCCGAAUGUGUUCAGAGAAACACACCAGGAGGGGGCUGCAGGGGCCACAGACAAAGAAGGACUCACGGGGACAGAGGAGAAGGCAGUGGAAGCUGGAGAAGAGGAGGCAGCGAAAGAGGCUAAACAGCCAAUGAAAGGACUGCUGGAGAAGAGGCUGCCGGAGCCUGUGAAACGACAGAUGUGCGAGCUGCUCCACUACUUCUGCGACUGUGAGCUGAAGCACCGCAUCGAGGCCAUCGUGUCGUUCUCCGACAACUUCGUCUCCAAGCUGCAGUACAACCAGAAGUUCCGCUACAAUGAGUUGAUGCUGGCCCUCAACAUGUCUGCCGCUGUAACGGCAAAGAAGACCAAAGAGUUCAGAUCGCCUCCUCAAGAACAGAUCAACAUGCUGCUGACCUUCAGUAUGGGCGAGGAUUGUCCGUGUCCGACGGACAUCCAGGAGGAACUCUACGUUUUUCACAACCAGCUGCAGCUCCACUGUGGAAUCCCUAUGGAGGAAGACGAAGACGAGCAAGACACAUCUAUCAAAGGUCGCCUCCUAAUGCUGGUGAGCAAGAUCAAAAGCCAGUCUCACAAAGCAGAGGAGCCCACGGAGAAGGAGCAGGCCGCACCAUCCAAUCUGAAGGAGCUGAUCUCUCAGACCAUGGUCAGCUGGGCCCAGGAGUGUCACAUCCAGGACCCAGAGCUGGUCCGUAAGAUGUUCAGCCUGCUGAGGAGGCAGUAUGACAGCAUCGGGGAGCUGCUCCGGGCCAUGAGGAAGACUUACACCAUCAGUGCCGCCUCGGUGCAGGACACCAUCAACCUCCUGGCCUCCCUGGGUCAGAUCAGAUCUCUGCUGUCUGUCCGCAUGGGGAAAGAGGAAGAGAAGCUCAUGAUUGAUGGACUUGGCGAUAUCAUGAACAACAAGGUUUUCUACCAGCACCCAAACCUAAUGAGGAUACUGGGCAUGCAUGAGACUGUCAUGGAGGUCAUGGUGAAUGUGCUUGGAGGAGACAAAUCCCAGGAAAUCGCCUUCCCCAAGAUGGUGGCCAGCUGCUGUCGCUUCCUGUGCUACUUCUGCCGGAUCAGCCGUCAGAACCAGAAAGCCAUGUUUGACCACCUCAGUUACCUGCUGGAGAACAGCAGCGUGGGUCUAGCUUCACCGGCUAUGAGGGGCUCCACUCCUCUAGAUGUGGCUGCUUCCUCAGUGAUGGACAACAACGGCCUGGCUCUGGCACUGGAAGAACCUGAUCUGGACAAGGUGGUCACCUACCUGGCAGGAUGUGGUCUCCAGAGCUGUCCAAUGCUUCUGGCUAAAGGUUAUCCAGACAUUGGCUGGAACCCCAUCGAAGGGGAACGAUACCUUUCCUUCUUGCGGUUUGCCGUCUUCGUCAACGGUGAGAGUGUGGAAGAGAACUCCAGCGUUGUGGUGAAGCUGCUCAUCCGUCGCCCGGAGUGUUUCGGACCGGCCCUGAGGGGAGAGGGAGGGAACGGCCUGCUAGCUGCCAUGAAGGAAGCCAUUAAAAUCUCUGAGACACCUGCUUUGGACCUGCCGGGCUCCGUCCAGGGAGUCUACUCCGACGUGUCUGGUGAUGGUGAUGAUGAAGAGGAGGUGGUUCACAUGGGCAAUGCCAUUAUGUCCUUCUAUUCUGCGCUCAUUGACCUUUUGGGACGUUGUGCCCCAGAGAUGCAUAUCAUCAACAAAGGGAAAGGUGAAGCUCUGCGUAUUCGUGCCAUCUUGCGCUCUCUGGUGCCGACUGAGGACCUUGUGGGAAUAAUCAGCAUACCACUCAAAAUGCCCAUCAUCAACAAAGAUGGGUCGAUGACAGAGCCGGACAUGUCAGCCAGCUUUUGUCCAGACCACAAGGCCCCCAUGGUGCUGUUUCUGGACAGGGUGUACGGUAUUGAGGACCAGAGCUUUCUGCUUCACCUGCUGGAAGUGGGCUUUCUGCCUGAUCUGAGGGCUGCCACCUCUCUGGAUACGGAGGGUCUGUGUACGACAGAGACAGCCCUGGCCAUGAACCGCUACAUCGGCUCAGCCAUGCUCCCCCUCCUCACCCGCUGCGCCCCCCUCUUCGCGGGCACCGAGCACUACGCCAGCCUCAUCGACUCCACUCUUCACACCAUCUACCGCCUUUCCAAGGGCCGGUCCCUCACCAAGGCCCAGAGAGAUGCCAUAGAGGAGUGUCUGCUGUCUGUCUGCAAACACCUUCGUCCCUCCAUGCUGCAGCAGCUCCUGCGCCGCCUUGUCUUUGAUGUGCCCUUGCUGACUGAAUACUGCAAGAUGCCUCUCAGGCUGCUAACCAACCACUAUGAGCAGAACUGGAAGUUCUACUGCCUCCCGUCGGGCUGGGGCAGCUACGGCACAGCAUCUGAGGAUGAACUACUGCUCACCAAGAAAAUCUUCUGGGGAGUGUUUGAUUCUCUGUCCCAGAGGAAAUAUGAUGCAGAGCUAUUCAAGAUGGCCAUGCCUUGCCUCAGUGCCAUAGCUGGAGCUUUGCCACCUGACUAUGUGGACGCCUCUAUUAGUACCGCUGUGGAAAAGCCUGUUUCUGUAGAUGCUCAGGGCAACUUUGACCCAAAACCCAUCAAUACUGCUAACAUUGCCCUCCCAGAGAAGCUUGAGCACUUUGCCAACAAAUAUGCCGAACAUUCCCAUGAGAAAUGGUCUGCAGAGAAGGUGCUGCUGGGAUGGAAAUACGGAGACUGUGUGGAUGAGAAGGCCAAGACUCACCCUCAGCUCAGGACCUACAAAGCCCUAACAGAGAAGGAGAAGGAGAUUUACAGAUGGCCAAUAAGAGAGUCCCUGAAGAGCAUGCUGGCAAUGGGGUGGAGCAUCGAUAGGACCAAGGAUGGAGAGAGUAUGUCUCAACAGAGGGAGAAUGAGAAAAUGAGAAAGAUAUCUCAGACCUCACAGGCAAAUGGGUUCAAUCCGAGCCCGAUAGAUAUGAGCAACGUGGUUCUAUCCAGGGAGCUGCAGGGGAUGGUGGAGGUGGUGGCUGAAAAUUACCAUAACAUCUGGGCCAAAAAGAAAAAAAGUGACCUCGGAAGCAGAGGGGGGGGAACACACCCUCUGCUGGUUCCCUACGACACGCUGACAGCCAAGGAGAAGGCCCGUGAUCGAGAGAAAGCCCAGGACCUUUUUCGCUUCCUGCAAAUCAAUGGCUACAGCAUCACAAGAGGUUUGAAGGACUUGGAGCAGGAUUCUUCUUCCAUGGAGAAGAGGUUUGCCUAUAAGUUUCUCAAGAAGCUGCUCAAGUAUGUGGACUCAGCUCAGGAGUUCAUCACCCACCUGGAGGCCAUGGCUGCCAGUGGAAAAACAGACCGGUCCCCUCAUGAGCAAGAAAUCAAGUUUUUCGCCAAAGUUCUUCUCCCUCUCAUCGACCAGUACUUCAAGAACCACUCUCUCUACUUCCUCUCCUCCCCCAACAAGAACCUGAGCAGCAGCGGUUACGCCUCCAACAAGGAGAAGGAGAUGGUCACCAGCCUGUUUUGUAAACUGGCAGCUCUUGUCAGACAUAGGAUUUCACUCUUUGGGAGUGACUCCACCACCAUGGUGAGCUGUCUGCACAUCCUGGCGCACACUCUGGACACCAGGACGGUGAUGAAGUCGGGCUCAGAGAUGGUGCGGGUGGGGCUGCGGACGUUCUUCGAGAACGCCGCAGAGGACCUGGAGAAGACGUUUGAGAACCUGAAGCUGGGGAAGUUCACUCACUCCCGCUCGCAGAUGAAAGGGGUGUCGCAGAAUAUCAACUACACCACUGUAGCUCUGCUCCCCAUCUUAACCGCUCUGUUUGAACACAUCACUCAGCACCACUUUGGAGUCGACCUGCUGCUGGAUGAUGUCCAAGUGUCCUGCUAUCGAAUCCUGACCAGCCUCUAUGCACUGGGCACUGGAAAAAACAUCUACGUAGAAAGACAGCUGCCAGCUCUGGGCCAGUGUCUGGCCACCCUUGCUGGGGCCAUGCCUGUGGCCUUCUUGGAGCCAUUGCUCAACACGUACAACCCCUGCUCGGUUUUUAAUACCAAGAGUGCCCGAGAACGAGCCAUCCUCGGCAUACCAGACUCAGUGGAGGAGGUGUGUCCCGGGAUUCCGCGGCUGGACGGCCUGAUGAAGGACAUCAAUGACAUGGCUGAGUCUGGAGCGCGGUACACAGAGAUGCCGCACGUUAUAGAGGUGGUGUUGCCUAUGCUGUGCAACUAUCUGUCCUACUGGUGGGAGAGGGGUCCUGAGAACCAGCCAGCCAGCGGGGGCAGCGUCUGCUGCACCACCGUCACCUCAGAGCACCUCAGCCUCAUUCUCGGCAACAUCCUCAAGAUCCUCAACAACAACCUGGGCAUCGAUGAGGCGUCCUGGAUGAAGAGGAUUGCAGUAUACGUGCAACCCAUCAUCAGCAAGGCUCGCGCUGACCUGCUGAAGAGCCACUUCCUGCCCACUCUGGAGAAGCUAAAGAAGAAGACGGUGAAGGUGGUGGCUGAGGAGGAGCUGUUAAAGGCGGACAGUAAGGGAGACACCCAGGAGGCCGAGCUGCUCAUCCUGGAUGAGUUUGCUGUACUCUGCAGGGACCUGUACGCCUUUUACCCCAUGCUUAUCCGCUACGUGGACAACAACAGGUCCAGGUGGCUGAAAGAACCAGAUGCUGACUCCAAUGAUCUCUUCAGAAUGGUCGCUGAGAUUUUUAUCCUCUGGUGCAAGUCACAUAAUUUCAAACGAGAGGAACAGAACUUUGUGGUUCAAAAUGAAAUUAACAACCUUUCCUUCUUGACUGGAGAUAAUAAAACCAAGAUGUCUAAGUCCUCUAAGGAAGAGUCUGGAGGACAAGACCAGGAGAGGAAACACAAGAAAAGGCGCGGUGAGUUCUACUCCAUCCAGACCUCGCUGAUUGUGGCCGCUCUGAAGAAGAUGCUGCCAAUCGGCCUCAACAUGUGUACGCCAGGAGAUCAGGAGCUCAUAUCUCUAUCCAAGACUCGCUACCUCCUGAAAGACACAGAUGAUGAGGUCAAAGAUCACAUUCGGCAGAAUCUGCAUCUUAGAGAAAAGUCAGAGGACCCUGCAGUGAGGUGGCAGCUAAACCUGUACAAGGACAUAGUGAUGAGGAGCGAGUGGCCUCCAGACCCUGACAGGGUGGUGGACCGUAUCCAGAGGAUCUCUGCUGCUGUCUUCAACCUGGAGCAGGUGGAGCAGCCACUGAGAUCCAAAAAAUGUGUUUGGCAGAAGUUACUGUCCAAGCAGAGGAAGAGAGCGGUUGUAGCCUGCUUCCGCAUGGCUCCACUCUAUAAUCUACCAAGGCAUCGCUCUAUUAACCUCUUCCUCCUGGCCUAUCAGAGAAUAUGGAUAGAAACAGAGGAGUACUCUUUUGAGGAGAAGCUAGUGCAGGAUCUUGCAAAGACGCAGCCCAAAGUGGAGGAAGAGGAAGAGGAGGAGGUCAGAAAACAACCGGACCCGCUUCACCAGCUCAUUCUGCAUUUCAGCCACAACGCUCUGACUGAGUGCAGUUCUUUGGAAGAGGAUCCCCUGUACAUCGCAUAUGCAGAUAUGAUGGCAAAGAGUUGUGCUGAAGGUGAAGAAGAGGAAGACGAGGAAGGGAAAGAGAAAACAUUUGAGGAAAAGGAAAUGGAGAAGCAAAAGAUGCUGUAUCAGCAAGCCAGGCUUCAUGACCGAGGGGCUGCAGAGAUGGUGCUCCAGAUGAUCAGCGCCAGCAAAGGUCGACUCGCUGCUAUGGUGACGUUCACCCUCAAACUGGGUAUCUCCAUUCUGAACGGGGGAAACACACUUGUCCAGCAGAAAAUGCUGGACUAUCUGAAGGAGAAAAGAGAUGUUGGCUUUUUCAAAAGUUUAUCUGGACUGAUGAUGUCCUGCAGUGUCCUGGACUUGAACGCGUUUGAAAGGCAAAACAAAGCUGAAGGUCUGGGGAUGGUUACUGAAGAGGGAUCAAUCAACGUGAGUGAGCGGGGUUCCAAGGUACUGCAGAAUGAUGAGUUCACUAAGGAUCUCUUUAGGUUCCUGCAGCUUCUCUGUGAGGGCCACAACAAUGAUUUUCAGAACUUCUUGAGGACUCAAACAGGGAACACAACUACGGUCAACAUAAUCAUUAGUACUGUAGACUACCUACUAAGACUCCAGGAAUCCAUCAGUGAUUUUUACUGGUACUACUCUGGUAAGGACAUCAUUGAUGAGGCCGGUCAAAGGAACUUCUCCAAAGCACUGGCAGUGGCCAAGCAGGUCUUCAACUCUUUAACUGAGUAUAUACAGGGUCCAUGCAUUGGGAAUCAACAGAGUCUGGCUCACAGCAGGCUGUGGGAUGCUGUGGUGGGAUUCCUGCAUGUUUUUGCCAACAUGCAGAUGAAGUUAUCCCAGGACUCGAGUCAGAUUGAAUUACUGAAGGAGCUGCUGGACCUACAGAAGGACAUGAUCGUUAUGAUGCUCUCUCUUCUCGAAGGUAAUGUUGUCAAUGGCACCAUUGGCAAACAAAUGGUGGACACUUUGGUGGAAUCUUCAAGCAACGUGGAGAUGAUCCUAAAAUUCUUUGACAUGUUCCUCAAGUUGAAGGAUUUAACCACCUCAGACAGCUUCAGGGAGUAUGACUCUGAGAGCAAAGGGAUCAUUUCAAAGAAGGAUUUCCAGAAGUCCAUGGAGAACCAGAAACAGUACUCCCAGUCUGAGAUUGAGUUUCUUCUCUCUUGUGCUGAGGCCGACGAGAACGACAUGUUCAACUACGAGCAGUUUGUGGAGAGAUUCCACGAACCCGCCAAGGACAUUGGCUUUAACGUAGCCGUGCUGCUAACCAAUCUCUCCGAGCAUAUGCCCCACGAUGCUCGCCUUUCUACCUUCCUCGACCUGGCUGAGAGCGUUCUCAGCUACUUUGAGCCCUUUUUGGGUCGUAUUGAGAUCAUGGGUGGAGCCAAGCGCAUCGAGAGAGUCUACUUCGAGAUCAGCGAGUCGAGUCGUACUCAGUGGGAAAAGCCUCAGGUGAAGGAGUCGAAGCGGCAGUUCAUCUUCGAUGUUGUCAAUGAAGGCGGAGAGAGCGAGAAGAUGGAACUGUUUGUCAACUUCUGUGAGGACACCAUCUUUGAGAUGCAGCUGGCUUCCCAAAUUUCAGAGCCAGACCCGGUGGAGCGCCCGGAGGAGGAGGAAGACGACAACCAGAGUGUGGUGGAGAACCAGGAGGAGGCAGAGGAGGAAAGCAUGAUGUUGGAGUCUUCCUCUGCCUUCACAAUCGCCUGCAUCUCGUUGAGAAAAAGCCUGUGCCACUUCCGCCAGAUGCUGACUCUCAAGAGCAUGAGGCGGCAGUACAGGAAGUUCAGGAAGAUGAGUGUGAAGGAGAUGGUGCGAGGUUUCUUCUCUUUCUUCUGGGUGAUCAUCACGGGACUCUUCCACUUCGUCUACAGCCUCAUUUGGGGUUUCUUCCACAUCUUGUGGACCACUAUGUUUGGCGGCGGCCUCGUUGAAGGGGCUAAAAAUAUGAAAGUGACAGAUAUUUUGGGAAACAUGCCAGAUCCCACUCAGUUUGGCAUCCAUGGAGAUGUGUUGGAGACGGAGAAGUUGGAGGCGAGCGAAGCGUCGGCGUUGGCAGAGAUGGGUCAGAUGGCUCAGGGGGAAGCAGCAGAGGCAGACCUGAUGGCUGAGCUGCUGAACAUACAGCCCAAGAAGGAGGGAAAGCACACGGCGGAGCCUGGUUUGGGGGAUGUGUCUGAGGUGGUGGUGGGGGACGCUCCGUCUAUUGCCAGUGCCGUCAAACAGAAGAAGGCACAGCUGGCUGCGAAGAAGAGGGCUGCGAAUGGAGACUACAAAUCUGACUCAGAGAAAGGAGAUUCAGAAGACGGUGAGAAGAAGGACCACGACAAAGCCAAAGACGAAGCCCCUCCAGAGCACGCGGCGGAGGAGAAGAAAGCCCCAAAGAAGAGGCUCGGCCAGAAGAAAGAACCACCAGAGGCGUUCAUGGCCAGCUUCUUCGCCGGCCUGGAAGUCUACCAGACUAAGAUGCUGAACUACCUGGCCAGAAACUUCUACAACCUCCGCUUUCUGGCACUUUUCGUUGCCUUUGCCAUCAACUUCAUUCUGCUCUUCUACAAAGUAACCGGGGAUUACUCGGACGAUGAAGACCCCUGGAAUGGCCGAGGUAGAGCUGGGGAGGAGGAAGAUGAAGGGGCGCUUGAGUACUUCGUCCUGCAGGAGAGCACAGGCUACAUGGCGCCUACGCUUCGCUGUCUGGCAAUACUACACACUAUCAUAUCUUUCCUGUGUGUAGUGGGAUACUACUACCUGAAGGUGCCACUGGUGGUUUUUAAACGUGAGAAGGAGAUAGCGAGGAAGUUAGAGUUUGCCGGCCUCUACAUCACUGAGCAGCCGUCUGAUGAUGACAUCAAAGGACAGUGGGACAGACUGGUCAUCAAUACCCCUUCUUUCCCAAACAACUACUGGGAUAAAUUUGUCAAACGCAAAGUGAUCAAAAAAUAUGGAGACCUGUAUGGCGCGGAGAGGAUAGCGGAGCUGCUGGGCCUGGAUAAGAGUGCCCUGGAUUUCAACCCUACAGAGGAAACUGUCGCCAAGGAGGCUUCAUUGGUGUCAUGGUUGAGCUCAAUCGAUACAAAGUACCACGUCUGGAAAAUGGGAGUGGUGUUUACAGACAAUUCUUUCCUGUACCUAGUGUGGUACACCACCAUGUCCAUUCUGGGCCACUACAACAACUUCUUCUUCGCCGCCCAUCUGCUGGACAUCGCCAUGGGCUUCAAGACCCUCCGCACCAUCCUCUCCUCUGUCACACACAAUGGCAAACAGCUGGUGCUGACGGUCGGCCUGCUGGCAGUUGUGGUCUAUCUCUACACUGUGGUGGCCUUCAACUUCUUCAGGAAGUUCUACAACAAGAGCGAGGAUGAGGAUGAGCCGGACAUGAAGUGUGAUGACAUGAUGACGUGCUACUUAUUCCACAUGUACGUUGGGGUGAGAGCAGGAGGGGGCAUCGGGGAUGAGAUCGAGGACCCGGCAGGUGACCCGUAUGAGCUCUACCGCAUCCUUUUUGACAUUACCUUCUUCUUCUUUGUCAUCGUCAUCCUCCUGGCCAUCAUCCAGGGUUUGAUCAUUGAUGCCUUUGGAGAGCUGAGAGACCAGCAGGAACAAGUCAAAGAGGACAUGGAGACCAAAUGUUUCAUUUGCGGGAUCGGUAAUGAUUACUUCGACACAACACCUCACGGCUUUGAGACCCACACCUUACAAGAGCACAAUUUGGCCAACUACCUGUUUUUCUUGAUGUACCUUAUCAACAAGGAUGAGACAGAGCACACUGGCCAGGAGUCAUAUGUGUGGAAGAUGUACCAGGAGCGAUGCUGGGAUUUCUUCCCAGCUGGAGAUUGCUUCCGCAAACAGUAUGAAGAUCAGCUUGGAUAGAGCAGAUGCAUCCUCUUUACCUCUAUCGAUAUGAAGUGGGCUGCUGGAAUACGUAGUCCCACGUGCAGCUGCUGGACUACAACACCACAAAGUCAUCCCACCAAUGCUUUGGACUUGCCUGAGGAGAGACAAAGCAAAACUACUACUUUUUAUCCAAAAUAAGAGAAACAUCUCCUACCCAUGUCAGAUGUACCUUUGUCACCGUUGGUACAGUCUGUACCCGUCUGUGAGGAAAUGACCUGUAACUCGCCCAGACAUUUUGAUUUUUUUUUUUAGUUUUAGGACUCGUUUUUGACAGCGUGUUGCCUUUUACUCCACAUAACCCCAAAUCAUUGCACAAUUUUUUUUGUCUUUUUGAGAAACACUGGGUUGUGUGGGGUUAUGGGACAAUGUGUCGGUCACAUUAUGCACAAGAACCCAACUUCAAUAUUUUGAGAAUGUUGAACUUGAGACUUAAUGCCAAAAGAAAAGCAGAGAAGUUCAGUAGAUAAAUGUAGUGUGCAAAAAUGUGAUAUGGAAAAGUUUUUUUUUCAGAUGUUGUAACCUUGCAUAUUGAGAUGAAGUUUUAGAAUGAAAUGGCAAAAGGUUUAUUAUGUAGGAUUAAAAAAAAUGCCUAAAUUUUUUCAUGAAGUGCCUUACUGUACUGUAUCUACAUUACAAUGAAGCUAUGCAAAACUUUUGUUUUAUUGUAUGUAAGUACAGUAAUUUUCCUGGAGCAGUAACAAGUAGCUGUCCAGAUAUGUAGUUUGUGGCUGAGAUUUUUCAUUUGAAGAUGGAAGAACAGCAUUGGUUUGAUUUAUUUUUUUGCUGAAUGCAGAAUAACUGCAAACGUUCAAGGUACGAAGUGUAUAAAUGACACGUCAGAAUUUACCGAACACCUUCAAACAAGAACAAAAAUUAAAUUGCUAUUGUAUGGCCAUUUGUAUGUAGUAGCUUUGCUGAUCUGUGCAUUUCUUUUGAUGGAAAAAAUAAAGAAAUCAAUGCAAGAAAUGUUAA
Messenger RNA from Seriola aureovittata, 17800 nucleotides. Its product is annotated as ryanodine receptor 3-like. Gene Ontology annotation, biological process: calcium ion transmembrane transport; intracellular calcium ion homeostasis. The transcript has 104 exons. Gene Ontology annotation, molecular function: ryanodine-sensitive calcium-release channel activity; protein binding. The record is from RefSeq and is a predicted model, not a curated record. The coding region runs from base 2144 to 16804 and encodes 4886 amino acids. Lineage: Eukaryota; Metazoa; Chordata; Actinopteri; Carangiformes; Carangidae. Gene Ontology annotation, cellular component: smooth endoplasmic reticulum; sarcoplasmic reticulum membrane; calcium channel complex.